Oppiella nova is the source of this 357-nucleotide messenger RNA. The record is from the annotation of a GenBank genome assembly. Lineage: Eukaryota; Metazoa; Arthropoda; Arachnida; Sarcoptiformes; Oppiidae.
AUAAAUAAUAAUAAUAAUAGUAUUAAUAAUGUAAAUGAUAUUUCGCCGGCUGAUUUGGCUGUAAAUGUACAAAACUUAAAUUUUGAAUACCGUCGCAAUCAUAAAGUGCUACGUAAUGUUAACCUUAAGGUGCCCAGGGGAAAUAUAUUUGCUUUAUUGGGUCCAAACGGGACCGGAAAGACUACAUUAAUCCGUACUAUAUUGGGACGACUCCGGUACAAAAGUGGCUCAAUCAGAGUGUUUGGCGUAAAAUCCGGCUCCGACUACUCAGACAUACCGGGGCCGGGGGUCGGGUAUAUGCCUCAAGAGUUGGCUUUGUUCGAGGAAUUCACGAUUGAAGAGUGUCUCACAUAUUAC